This is a messenger RNA of Penicillium cinerascens, 2292 nucleotides long. RefSeq lists its product as uncharacterized. Bases 1 to 2292 code for a protein of 763 amino acids. Lineage: Eukaryota; Fungi; Ascomycota; Eurotiomycetes; Eurotiales; Aspergillaceae. The transcript has 4 exons. The record is from RefSeq and is a predicted model, not a curated record.
AUGUCCGUUUCUUCAGCCACUGUUUCAUGGACACCAUCACAAAGGUACAUCUGCGAAGUCCGUUGGGAUGCAGCCACAAGCGUGGGAAACGACCCGGAAGGGCGAAAGUUGAUGCUCAGUGGGUUGCGAUCGUUUCUUGGAGCAGCGACUGUUCUUUUGCUCUUAUCAUGGGUUUGCUCCUCGACGAUUUGGGUCAUCGCCAGCAACCUGUUAUCUCCCGUGUUCAGCACGACAUCUGCUGUGGAAGUUGAGGAGACAUUCCAGCUCGAUCACCGACGGCAGUCUCCUCGAAAACAACGCCUUGUUCGAAUUUGGACCCUUUGCGCCGUGACAGUAACUGUCGGACUAUGGCUACUGCGGCCUCAAGUGCCGUACAGUCAUAUGUCCGGCGCUCUUCCGUUUACCUUAUUCGAGGCACUGCGAUUGAAGUCUGCGAAACCGCAUCCGCUCGGUGAACAGGACUUCCCGCUACCACAGUUGAUCGGAGAAGAAUACUGGGAAGCUCCCCGGGGUCAUUUCAAAGGCUGGGCACCCGGAGGAGAUGAAAGCAUCGAUACAAGCGGGCGUCCUGAGUGGGCCUCUGUAUCUUUACCUCAUGGAUUUGAGCGUUGGGAAGAAAGACCCGAGCCUGUGCACAAUUCCGACGAUGCAAAUGGUCAAGAUGAAGAGAAGCCACGGCCGACGAGUUAUUACAAGCCGGCCAACGAUCCUCUACGGAUCACAAACCUUGAUCAAACCGUCGUGGAGCCAAUUGCCCAAGCUAUCAAAGCCCACGAUAUCCCUAUCAAUCAUGUCUUUCUGGUGAUGAUGGAGAGUGCCCGAAAAGACAUUUUUCCUUUCAAAAGGGAUUCUCAUCUAUAUCAAGAGAUCCUCUCAUCCUACCACAACCAGGUCCCAGACAUCAUUCAGCAAAUCAAUUCGAAGCUCUCCCAACUGACUCCAAUUGCCGAGCAAUUAACGGGUGAAUCGAGUGGUUUCCCCGAUAGCGGCAACAGGUCUGCUGCCCUGUGGAAGAAUUCUGCCGAGUUUGGAAUGGGUGGUAUCAAUGUCAACGGCAUCCUCACCGGUAGCAGUCUCUCCUUCAAGAGUGCGGUCAUGAACCAUUGUGGAGUGAGCCCCAUUCCGGUCGAUUUCAUGGAUGAAGUCACGGCGAAGAUCUAUCAGCCAUGCAUCAUGCAGAUUUUCGACUUGUUCAAUCGGCUGAAAGAGAACUCAACGGCCAGCCACGGGUCUCAUAUGGGGGUUAAUGAUCUCCAGGAACGCAACUGGACAUCUGUCUUCCUGCAGUCUAUCACUGGUCUGUACGAUGACCAGGACAUUCUCAACAACCAAAUGGGGUUCAAGAAAGCGAUUUAUCGUGAAGAAAUUGAGCGUCAUAGAGCAAAGCAUUACCACGCUGGCAUGGAGGAGAUUAACUACUUCGGCUACGCAGAACGUGAGGUGUAUCCGUACCUGCGGGACAUAGUUGAUGAAGCGAUGAAGAACAAGGAAAGACUCUUCCUUUCGCAUUUCACCAGCACGACUCACCACCCCUGGUCCACACCUUCCGAUUUCCAUGACGAGCAGUACUUUGCAGACGACAGCCUCAUGGACAAACAUGAGGACAUGAACAACUAUCUGAACACAGUCCGCUACGUCGACGGCUGGCUAGGAGAUAUUCUCCAAGUCCUGGAUGACACCGGUAUCGCCAAUGAGACACUAGUAGUCCUCGUAGGAGACCACGGCCAAGCCUUCCUCGAAGACUCACCCGUAUCAGGAACCUACGAGAACGGACACAUCAGCAACUUCCGAAUUCCACUCGUCUUCCGUCAUCCACUACUCCCCCAAAUCCAGAUCACGGCCAACGCAACGUCCAUGUCCGUGGUCCCGACGAUUCUCGAUCUCUUAGUACAAACCAAGUCACUCAAUGACAAAGACUCGACCGCUGCGCUGGACUUGAUUAACGAAUACGAGGGUCAGUCUCUCAUACGCCCAUACCUGGCCACACACAAUGGCCGACAGGCGUGGAAUUUCGGCAUCAUUAAUGCGGGCGGCACAAUGCUGAGCGUCGGGUCUGCGGCCGUGCCUUAUCGACUCAUUUUGCCAUUGACGGAAGACUUUGAAUUUGUCUUUUCGAAUCUGGAUACCGACCCUGAUGAACUACAUCCGUUGCGUGGGUGGUCAGCUCAGAAGUUGAUUACGCGGGUGAAGAGUAAAUACGGGGAGAAAGCCGGGCAGUGGGUGGAUGAGGCGGAGAAGGUCGGACGGUGGUGGGUUGCCGAGAGGAAGAGGCUGUGGAAUUUUGAGGAGUAG